GCGCCGGCCUAUCCUCCCACCCCGGACUCCAACCCGGAACUAACCUAUGCUCCCUUGGGAAGGCCGCGCGCCGGGUCAGGAGUGAGAUCUUGGGCCACCAGGUGCUCCAGAGGGGGAGGUUACAUAGUCUGGGAAGUGCAGCCCUCUGUCCAGGCUGGACCAUGGCGCCCCCGCGGAACGUGGUGAAGAUCGCUGUCCAGAUGCGUGACGCCAUCCCGCAGCUUAUCCAGCUGGACCAGGCAAAGCCCUUGGCUGCUGUAUUGAAGGAGGUGUGCGACGCGUGGAGCCUGGCUCACUCUGAGCACUAUGCCCUGCAGUUUGCUGAUGGGCACAAGAGAUACAUCACUGAGAAUAACCGGACAGAGAUCAAGAAUGGCAGCAUCUUGUGCCUCAGCACUGCCGCAGACCUGGAGGCUGAGCGACUUUUGGGUGGGCUGCAGAGUGGGAGUCGUGAAGGGCGCCGGGAAGCCCUGUGCCACCUCGUCCUGCUGGCUCCAGACAUGACAUUUGCCCAGGAGGUCAUCAGCCGUGAUGGGCUUCAGAGACUAGGCACCAUCAUUGAGGAUGGGGACGAUCUAGGGGAGCAGCUGUCCCUUGCACUGAAGGCCUUCUUGGAGCUCAUGGAGCAUGGUGUGGUAUCCUGGGAGACACUCAGCAUCCCUUUUGUUAAGAAGGUGGUGAACUACGUGAACAUGAAUCUGAUGGAUGCAUCUGUGCAGCCUCUGGCUCUCCGACUACUGGAAAGUGUGACCUUAAGCAGCCCAGCCCUGGGUCAACUGGUCAAAAGUGAGGUGCCACUGGACAGGCUAUUGGUGCACCUACAGGUGAUGAACCAGCAGCUGCAAACCAAGGCCAUGGCUCUGCUGACAGCUUUGCUACAGGGCGCUAGCCCUGCUGAACGUAAGAAUAUGCUUGACUACCUAUGGCAGAGAAAUCUUCGCCAGUUCAUCUACAAGAACAUCAUCCACAGUGCAGCGCCGCUGGGCGAUGAGAUGGCUCACCACUUGUAUGUACUGCAGGCCCUUACACUGGGGCUGCUGGAGCCACGCAUGCGGACGCCACUGGACCCAUACAGCCAGGAGCAACGGGAGCAGCUGCAAGCCCUGCGCCAGGCGGCCUUCGAGUUGGAGGGAGAGUCUCCAGGGACCGGGCUAAGUGCUGAUCGUCGCCGCUCUCUCUGUGCCCGAGAGUUCCGCAAAUUGGGCUUCUCGAACAGCAACCCUGGGCAGGACCUAGAGCGCGUGCCCCCUGGCCUGCUGGCCCUGGACAACAUGCUUUACUUCUCCAAGCAAGCACCCAGUGCCUACAGCCGGUUUGUGUUGGAGAACAGCAGCCGGGAGGACAAGCAUGAGUGUCCCUUUGCCCGGAGCAGCAUCCAGCUGACUGUGUUGCUGUGUGAGCUGCUCCAUGUGGGGGAGCCCUGCUCUGAAACAGCGCAGGACUUUUCACCCAUGUUCUUUGGCCAAGACCACAGCUUCCAUGAGCUCUUCUGUGUAAGCAUACAGCUGCUGAAUAAGACCUGGAAGGAGAUGCGCGCCACACAGGAGGACUUUGACAAGGUCAUACAAGUGGUGCGGGAGCAGCUGGCCCGCACACUGGCCUUGAAGCCCAGCUCUCUGGAGCUCUUCCGAACCAAGGUGAACGCGCUCACCUAUGGAGAGGUGCUGAGGCUGAGGCAGACAGAGCGGCUGCAUCAGGAGGGCACGCUGGCCCCGCCUAUACUGGAACUUCGGGAGAAGCUGAAGCCAGAGCUCCUAGGCCUCAUCCGCCAGCAGCGCUUGCUCCGCCUCUGUGAGGGGACACUCUUCCACAAGAUCAGCAGCCGGAGGCGCCAGGACAAGCUGUGGUUCUGCUGCCUGUCUGCUAACCACAAGGUGCUGCAGUAUGGGGAUGUGGAGGAGGGUGCUGGGCCGCCCACCCCCGAGACCCUGCCUGAGCAACUCCCUGUGGCUGAUAUCAGGGCAUUGCUGACAGGCAAGGAUUGUCCCCAUGUCCGGGAGAAGGGCUCAGGGAAGCAAAACAAGGACCUCUGUGAGUUAGCUUUCUCAGUCAGCUAUGACCGCAGGGAGGAGGAAGAGUACCUCAACUUCAUUGCCCCCUCCAAACGGGAGUUCCAUCUUUGGACAGAUGGGCUGAGUGCCCUGCUGGGCAAUGCUAUGGCCAGUGAGCAGACACGCCAGGACCUGGAGCAGCUGCUGACCAUGGAGACCAAACUGCGAUUGUUGGAGCUAGAGAACGUGCCCAUCCCUGAGCAGCCACCCCCGGUUCCCCCACCACCUACCAACUUCAAUUUCUGCUAUGACUGUAGCGUCGCUGAACCCUGACAGGAAAGUUGGCCAAGGGCUGUGGCUGCUACCACUACAGUGGCCGCAAAAGGGUAGAGGGUGGAGAAGCACCAAUACUAACCAGUAGAAAUAAAGCCCAUUUGGCUAUGUGUCAAGCCAGCUCUGAACUUUA
Erinaceus europaeus (western European hedgehog) is the source of this 2457-nucleotide messenger RNA. It is a transcript of the gene ELMO3, whose product is annotated as engulfment and cell motility 3. Gene Ontology annotation, biological process: actin filament organization; cell motility. The record is from RefSeq and is a predicted model, not a curated record. Lineage: Eukaryota; Metazoa; Chordata; Mammalia; Eulipotyphla; Erinaceidae. The coding region runs from base 162 to 2324 and encodes 720 amino acids. The transcript has 21 exons.